UUUUUGGGUGUCACUAAUGUCAAAAUAUAAAGAUUUUACAAAUUCGGCAAUUAAAAUAUAUUCAAACAUGCCUAAUUAAAUUUUUCCACUGCUACAGAGAAAUUUAAUUGAUCAGUCAACAAAGUGCGUAGGGUCACAUCACUUAUUAUUGGUUAUAACAACAUAAAUGUUAGAAUAUUCUUACAUUGAUGUCAUCACCCAUAAUAGAAUUUUAUUAGUUAUUGCAGUAGAAGUGUAUGGAACCCUCCCACUUCCUAUUUACUAAAGAUACACCUUUUUUAUCUAUAUAAAUAAUUAACAAUGGUGUUUGAAAGUGUGUUAACAUACUUCCUAAACAAAUAUUUGGGACCCUUUGUGGAAAAUUUGGACACAAACCAGCUAAAUAUUGGAAUAUGGGGAGGAAACGUGGAAUUCAAAGAUCUCAUCUUAAAACAGAGCGUAUUGGAUGCUUUGGAUUUGCCUGUCCAAACUGUCUUUGGAAAAAUAGGUAAACUGGCUUUGAAAAUACCCUGGACAAAUUUAUAUGGGGCAGAGUUUUUAAUAACCUUGGAAGACAUUUAUUUACUUGCUCAACCAAAUUUGCAAGUUAAUUAUGACCCUAUUAAGGAAGGAAAAAAGGAAAUAGAGCUUAAACUUACUCAGUUAAUAAAUAUUGAAAAUGCCAAAAAGGCAGAGCAAGAAAAAGACAAACUUAAAACUGACUAUUCUUUUAUUGAGAAACUUUCAAUUCAAAUUGUAAAAAAUAUACAUUUAUCUAUCAAAAACAUCCACAUAAGAUAUGAAGACAAAAUCACUCGUCCAGAAAACCCCUUUGCUAUUGGGGUGACUUUAAAACAGCUAGAAGUAGUUUCUACUGAUGAAAAUUGGAAACAUUGCAUAUCACAAGGAGACAUUACAAAAAUAUUUAAAGUUUUGGAACUUGAAGCUCUUUCAAUUUACUGGAACACUAAUACCACUUCUUAUGGAGGCAUGACGGUGGAUGAAUUGUGUAAAAAGUUACCCACAGAAAUUGAGUCCAAGAAUAAUGUUACCAAAAAUAAAUUUGUUUUGGGACCCAUUAACGCACUAGCCCGUAUCAAAAUCAACCAGAAACCCGAAUUAGACAACCCUCCUUACUGCGAACCCAGUGUCCAACUAAAUUUUGACAUGCCCAAGUUGUUUGUCGGAGUGAGCAAAUCCCAGUACUUUGACAUUAUUGCAUUAGUCGAUUCUAUGAACUUGAUGUCCAGGGGAGUACCCUACAGAAAGUACAGACCGAAAGUGGAUAGCUACAAAGGGCACUCUAAAGAGUGGUGGAAAUUUGCGUACACUUGCGUCUUGGAGACGGAAGUUAAAAGGAAGAGAAAUAAUUGGGAUUGGAUGCAUAUUAAAACACAUAGGGAAUCUUGCAAGCAGUACAAGGAGGUAUAUUUGAAAAAGUUACAAAAUAAAGCAACCUCAGCCGAAAUAAAAGCUUUGGAGAACUACGAAAAAUCGCUGGACGUAACUAAUAUUGUUAUAAUACGAAACCAAACCGAAAUGGAGCACGAGCGGUUUGGCAAGACAAAGAAAAAAUCUAGUUGGUUAGGUUGGAUGUGGGGUGGUGGCAGCACUGACACUGAACCAAAGAAUGACUUAAUGAAAAUGGUUAAAGAAGCCAUGACACCUGAGGAAAAAGAAAAAAUGUACAAAGCAAUUGGUUAUCAAGAAAAUGCUGUUCCAACUAGUUUCCCAAAAGAAUAUAUACAACAUUCAUUAGUUUUUGUAUUAAGAAGCUUAGAAGUAACGUUGUUUGACGACAGUCAAGCUGCAUUGACCAAAGUUUUACACACGGAAUUAACAGGUGUUAAGACUAAGUUGGAAACUAGACCUUCAGGAAAUGGUCUUAAGCUUGGAGUGAAAAUAGACAACUUUACUACAUAUGGUAUACCACAAGAUGAGAACUAUAUUCCUGAACUUAUAUCAUCGGACAUACAAGAAACUGGGCUUUUAGAGUUUAGUUUUGAGCAAAAUCCUUUAAACUCUAAUUAUGAUAAACGCAUUAUCUUGAUUGCACAACCUCUUAGAGUUGUCUAUGAUGCCCAAACUAUCAUAAGUAUAGCGAGUAUUUUUGCGGUACCCAAAAAUUCAACAAUUGACGAAGUUGCAGCGGCUGCUGGUGCAAAAAUUAAUGACAUGAGUCAAAAAACCGCUACUGGACUUCAGUACGCCAUCCAGCAACAAAUCCAAGUGGACUUGAAUUUGGACUUUAAGGCUCCAUACAUUAUAAUACCGUAUAAUGGUAAAUUUACCGGCGACGAAAACGUUUUGGUAAUAAACUUGGGUAACAUUAAAAUGUACUCAGUACCAAGGGAAAUGUCAAAUUUUGACGUUAAACAAAUGCACUCUAUGGGAAGCACCCAAACCGAUAUCAUUAAAAAAAUUACCGAAAAUGCCUAUGAUGAAUUUAGACUUGAAUUGGCUGACGUCCAAGUUCUUGUCGCUCAAAGCGAUGAAAAUUGGAAACAAUGUAUUCUUGAUUCCAGAAUAAGUCAGAUGCAUAUGCUACAUCCAGUUAGUUUAAAUAUAACGCUAUCAAAGUCGCUUAUUACUGAUGAUCCUAGGAUGCCAUUAUACAAGUUCUCAGGGAAACUGCCUUCUAUCGACGUUAAGGUGUCUGAUUCUAGGAUCCUUCUAGUUAUGGCCUUAGUUGCCAGCAUACCAUUGCCUAAUACUGAUGAACCUACAAAGGAAAUGAUUAGAUCUUUCAGUAGUAAGAGCUCUAUUAAUCUGAAGAAUACCAUAAGUGAAAUUAAUCCUGCUAACAAAAUUGUUCAAGAGAAAACUCAAAGUGGAACGGAAGUUGUACAACAAACAAUGCUUCUGGCAAGUUUUGAAAUAUCAGAGCUUUCUUUAACUGUGAAUCAACAAGAAACUUUAACGUCUCCCAUAACCGAAUUAGCAGUUUUAAGACUGCAAUCUCUUCAAGCAGGUUUUACUCAAAGAACCUUUGAUACUACAGUUACUUUACAGCUGAACAGUAUUAGUUUGCAACAAAAAAGAAAUAAUUCUGUAAUAGAUAUUGUGACGAAUAAAAUAGCUGCAAGCAGCGAAAGCAGCGCUCUAUUUAAUGUCACAUUUGUCCAAGCGGACAUUAAAUCACCUGAAUUCCAUUCUACCUAUAAAUCUUGUGAGCAAACUUUAAUCUUUGACUUUGGUAUCCUAGCAAUAACAUUGCAUCAAGAAGGUUUGCUAUCUCUAAUGGCUUUUGCGCAUGACCUUCAAUCCAUUAUGGAGGAAAAUAAAAAACCUGCUGACAGAGUUGCAUUUACUACUUCAAGAUCUCUGUCCGCUACCAAUUUGGUUCCAAGUGCAAUUUCGAAAAAAAUUAGAAAGAAAACUGUGGUACAAACUAUUAAGUUCAAAUUAUUGGCGAAGUUAAAUGAAUUGACUGUUAUUUUUGCGACCGAUUUAAGCGAAAUUUCAUCUUGUUCUUUAAGAGGAAUCGAUGCUGAAAUUAUUGUAAAGACUAGCUACACUCAGGUGAAGGCAAAGUUACAAGAACUUGCUGUUAUUGAUUUGAAUAGAGAUACUAAACAUAAUUUGAUUUUAAAUUCCAUAUCGGACGAAACACUCAGGGUUGAUUUGGUAAUGAAUAACAUGGACGUUAUGGGAGAUGACGCUUCCAACAUGAUUGUAAAGUGCAAUCUAGGAGCUAUUCGUAUUGUUUUUUUAAACCGAUUUGUUUCAAACAUGCUUGGAUUUUUAAACAACUUCCAAGCCGCACAGCAAUCUAUUAUAGAUGCUUCGAAGGCAGCAGCCGAUACGGCGAAAGAAAACAUGAAAAACGCUUACGAAAAAGCUGUUAAAAUCGAACUUAAUGUCUCCAUUAAAGCUCCCAUUAUUAUUGUACCUGUAAACUCUUCAAGUAUGGAAGCGUUAUACAUAGAUUUAGGAAAAUUACAUCUGUCCAACAGGUUUAUUACGUUGGACGAUAAAAACGAUAAAGGCCACAACGCAGUCGUUGACGAGCUUAGUGCGCAACUCAGCGAACUUAAGAUAUCCACGGUUACUCUGGGUACUAGGUUCGAGAAUGUGGUUGAGAAUACAGUUUUAAAGCCCCUAACUACCACGGUUUGGAUUAAAAGAAAUCUAUCUACUGCCUGGCAUACCACUAUUCCAGAUAUUAACAUUACUGUGCACAUAAAAACUAUAGAUGUGAACCUUAACGAUUUGGACUAUGACUUGGCAAUGAGCAUUUUAAGCGGUAACUUGGCUGAAGGCACUCAAAUACCUGCUGCUCACGUGGAUGUCAAAGAAGAAGAGUCCAAACAGAUCUCUGAAUCUACUUUGGAAGUUAAAGAACCUGAGCAGAAAGUACACAUUUUUUUGAAAUUUGGCUUUACUAUGGAUACAUUUAAUAUUAAUUUGUCCAGCACCCAACCAAAAUCAGGGAGCGAUUCUUCCAUUUGCAGUGGUCUAGGAAAUUUCAGUUUGAAGGGACUUUCGAUGAAAGGCAGAAUUUUAACCGACCAAAGCAUCGUUGCCAGCGUACUUCUGGUCGACUGCCAGGUAACCGAUAUCCGUCCAGGCCGAGAAGGAAAAUUAAACAGACUGAUCGAAAGAUCGAUGGAUCCUUUGGCCAGCGAAACAUCGCUACAAAAUCCGUGUUCGAAGAGUAUGAUCGAUUUUACUUUUCAAAAGAAGGGUAACGAUAUGUUUGUUGACUUGAAAAUCUUUAGCAUAACGAUGAUUCUAUCCAUUGACUAUAUCAUGCAAUUGGCGGAGUUCUUUAAACCCCCAGAGGCAGUACCAGCUGAUCAACCAAUGAUAACAAGUUCUAAAAAUUUACCACCUAAAAUCGAAAGUAUAGGAAAAAUCAAAAGUGGCACACAAACAACAAUCGAUAGCCAACUUACUAUUAAUUUUAAGCUUGAAAAACCUGAUAUUAUUUUAGUAGAAAAUAUGGAUAGUAUUGAUACACAAGCAAUUAUUUUGAACAGUGAGUGUAAUUUUAAAGUCCGCCUUAUGGGCAAACACCAGGUUAUAUCGGGCGCAAUUAACGAUUUGUCUGUUUACACAUGCAAUUAUAAUCCCGAAAAACGUUUAAAAUCUAAGAAAAACAUACUUCAUCCUUUGACAAUAAGCUUGGCAGGUUCCACACCAGAAAAUAAAGGAUUACAUUUAGAAUUAAUUGUAACUGCUGUUCAACUAAGCGUCUCUCCUGCAAUCAUACAACUAUUAUCAAUGGUUAUAAACACUGCCACAUCUAAAACAACUGAUACUGACAUUGAACAAGAACAUAGUUAUGCUUUAACAAAUUUGUGGGAUGAGAAAACCUACAAUGAAAAUGACCAUUGGUUUUUAAAACCAGAUGCAGCAUCGGAAGCUUCAGAAGAAAUAGUGAUGACUGAGUCCAGUGCAGUACUAGAAGAAGUUUGUAUUAUAACUGUUACAUCAAUUUCUUUCACUCUAGAGGCUGGUGUUGGUACCAAGACUUUACCAAUGAUAUUGUUGGAAACCAGUCUACGCGGUAAAGCUAGAAAUUGGAGCUCACAGUUAUCAGUUGAAUGUGCUAUGACUCUUGAAGUGGGAUACUACAACAGCAAUUUGGCUCUAUGGGAACCUUUAGUUGAACCUAUAACUAACAUCCUUGAUGAUGAAGACAUUUUAAGCGCAACAAGCAGCGAAGACGUCCAACAAACAGAAAAAACGAACUCCGUAAUAAAUAUUGACAUAAAAUCCGCAUCCAGCCUGGAACUUUGCGUCACAAAGACCUGUUUGAAUGUUCUCUCCACCUUGGGAGAAGCCUUCUCCAACGCCAUAAAGCCCGAAGAAAGCGAAACUAAGCAAGACGUUAUUGAAGCUGACGCUCCGUUUAAAAUUGUGAACGAAACCGGUUUGGCUUUGACGUUACUGUUGGAGAAAGGGCCGUUCCAGUUGUACAGCGAAUCUUUAAACGAAACGGAAAAUUUAAGUGCUGUUAUAUUGGAGAAUGCUGCUACUGUGUAUUUGCAUAUUGCGCAAUCUCAGCCAUCUUUUACCGAAAUCAAGUUGACGCAGUACUAUGAAGAAGAUAUGACACCUGAAGAUUACAUUCUCAAUUUGUACGUGAACAAUAUGAACUCCGAACUUUCCCUCCCUGUUUUAAGAGCAGAAAAACGCUUUUUUAUGCUGAACUACCGCAAUGGUACAAACGAUAACUGGGGAAUAAUAUCGGAAGUCAUCAUAGAUAGAGGUGUAACUGUUGUUACAUUGCGCAGCAUUCUUACGAUCUAUAAUCACUUUACAAACCCAAUUGAAGUCUACUAUAUGACAGACAAGGGCAAUGAAUUAAAAAUGCUGUCCACCGUAAAACCCAAUGCGCAUUACAACGUGCCUCUUAAUGCUGUUUAUACCCAAACAAACGAAUUGUUCUUCGCGGUGAAAGACUUUGCUGUGUCCAGUACUCCUUAUGUGUGGAAAGAGUUGCAGACCAAUCUGACAGUUACAAAGUUGUUGCAAUGCGCGCCUAGAGCGGAGGAGGUCGGUACAGAGCCCUAUGUUAUUAAAGCCAUAGGAGAAAUGGAACAAGUUUAUUACGAACGCACUACAAGGCAUACAAUGGCGAGCACAUGCUAUAACAUUCAUUUAAGGCCUGUAAUAACUAUCAUGAAUUCUUUACCAAUAGACAUUAUUCUUGGUAUCGAACAAAGAUCCGAAGAAUUUACUAUAAAACCGGGCGACACAUUCAAUUUACGCUACGCGUUGCCUGGAAAAACUGCGAUAAUCGUCAGGCUGCCAAGUUAUUUGGAGAAAGAGUGGGUGUGCAGGUCCGAGCUGACCGAUAACUACCAAGAAUUUGCAGUGUGGUCGUUUUGUAGUUUCGAUAGCGAAAGAAAAGUCGUUUUAGACUUGGGUGUGUACUCCACCAAUAUAAACGGAUCACAAAGAAUUCAACUAUAUUGCCCGUUCUGGAUGCUGAACAAAACUGGGCUUAUGCUUGGAUAUGUGAACAAUGACGAAUUAAAUGUCAUGCAUCAUCCACCAUCCUUUAAAGGUCCGAUUCUGUUUUCGUUUAACGCAAAAAAUUUCUUUGGAAAAAAGAAAGCCGCAAUUUGCGUUGAUCAAGGUAAAUGGUCUGACAAAUUUUCAUUGGAUGUUGCCGGUUCUUCCGGUACGGUGACUUGCGAAGCCAACGAUAGAAAAUACCAGAUUGGUGUUCAUAAUCAACUUACCUACAGUGGUCUUACUAAGCAAAUAACAUUUACCCCGUAUUACGUAAUAAUAAAUAGUGCCGAUUACGCCAUCGACUGUCAAGAAUUCGAUAGACCUGCGGAUCCAUGGAAAUCCGUGGAACCAAAAUCGUGCAUCGCUUUUUGGCCAAAAAGCGAGAAGGAGGACAAGUGCCUUAGAAUAAGAGUAAACGGCACCGACGAGUUGUCGGAACAUUUCUUGUACACUGAAAGUCAUACCACGUUACUAAGACUUAAAAAUAACUUUGGGGGCGUAAGUGUGGAUGUCCAGCUAACAGAGGGCGCUGUUUAUGUUAAUUUAGCGCCCUAUGAGGAUGGUAUGGCGCCCGCCUUGAUUGUCAACCAUACUGAUCAAAACAUUGAGGUUUGGGAAAAGGAGCACAUUCAAAAAUGGGUUUUACCACCAAGAAACUGCAUGUACUAUACCUGGUUAAAUCCGUCUGGACCCAGACAACUGGUUUGGGAGAAAAACUCUAAAAAAGAAAUAGAAGACGAUCUUAGAAAAGACGGUAUCGGGGAAAUCACCGGCCAAAAUGACGUUGCUAUGUUUUGGGUAUCAUUUUUGGACGGCAUGCAAAGGGUUUUACUUUUUACCGACGACAAAUCGGUAGCGGAACAAGCGCAGUCCUCCAGCAUGAUGGAGAUAAUACAGAAAGAAAUAACGGUAUCGAUCCAAGGCAUAGGUUUAUCGUUAAUAAACAAUUUAACCCGAAAGGAAGUGAUGUAUGUUGCGGUGGCUAGUUCGGGUAUUAUUUGGGAGCACUGCAAGGUUAAGUAUAAGAGAUACAAGCAGUACCCCGAGAAAGAAAGCAAUUUAUUAGAGCAGGCUUAUCAAAACUACCUUAGGGCAGGUCAAAAAGACAAAAUAUUUAUUCAUGAUAAAUAUCAAGUGGACUUUGAGAAGUUUGAGAUCUUUAAACCAAAUCACAGGUUGAUUAAAAGAAGCUUCCAAACCGGCCUGUGGUUGAACUUAAAGACCAGCCCUAAUCAGAUGCAGUUGCACGCUAAAGUCAAUAGAAUUCAGAUCGAUAAUCAAAUGUUCGAUUGCAUUUUCCCUGUAAUUUUAGCUCCUGUACCACCACCAAAAAGUGUUGUGGUAGAUAAUUGCAUUAAACCUUUCAUUGAAAUUAGUAUAGUACAAUUAUUAAUGAAAAACAGUCAAAUCAAACAGUACAAAUAUUUUAAGGUCUUAGUACAAGAGUUCCAUGUCAAAUUUGAAAUGGGACUUCUCGUAGCCAUAAUGGACUUGGUUGAACCCAAAAAGAAAACUCCAGAAGAAGAGAAACAAUAUUUCUUAAACGACGUAAAUUUGGUAAAUGAAGAUCUAUACUCUCACGCUGCUUUACAAUCUCAACAAGAACAGAAGAGUUUUUAUGAUUUGCUACAUUUUUCACCACUAAAAAUUCACUUGAGUUUUUCAUUGCAAGGUGGAGAGUCACUUAAUUCUGACAACUUUAUCAACCUAUUGCUACAAGGUGUAGGAGUUACACUAACAGAAAUGAACGAUGUUGUAUUCAAACUGAAGAAUUGCACAGUGGGGCAGACAAUCGACUUGCAGCGGUUCCCGAAUUUUCAGCAAGGUAAGUUUCAGCAGACAAGGCCCGACCCGGCGACACAUGUGCAGGAACAAUCCUACUUGCACAGUCAUACAGAAUUAGUACAAAAUGACAAAAUUGUAUGUAUAGUAUAA
Molecule: messenger RNA, 8883 nt
Organism: Brassicogethes aeneus
Lineage: Eukaryota; Metazoa; Arthropoda; Insecta; Coleoptera; Nitidulidae
Source: the annotation of a GenBank genome assembly